Molecule: messenger RNA, 4475 nt
Organism: Ornithodoros turicata
Lineage: Eukaryota; Metazoa; Arthropoda; Arachnida; Ixodida; Argasidae
Exons: 2
Coding region: 514-3513 (999 amino acids)
Biological process (GO): DNA replication
Molecular function (GO): DNA-directed DNA polymerase activity; DNA binding; nucleotide binding
Source: RefSeq, a predicted model, not a curated record
GGAGAAAGCAAAUUGUCAUCAUAACAGCGAAGCCUCCUUAACACAAGUAAGCUAUGUCAUCCGUCAUGGAAAAGUUGGAUAAACUGAAAAAAUGUGGUGACGGUGAAAUUCAGAAAAUGAGCAACAUACCCAAAAACGAAAAGUUCGAAGUGCUGGACAUUCAGAAAAUUGACACUAUGUAUGGCGAGGCCGUAUACGUGGAGCUCCGCAUGGAAAACGACAAGCCAGUGAAAGUGUAUCUACCUGGACGCUUCAAAAAAUUGUCGGAGGAAGAGCUAGAGGAAAUGCGACUGCUUCCAAAUCUCAAAAUGGAGAAGAAAGAACGGUUUACCAAAGAUGGUAAAAAAGUCAUUUCGCCAGAUAUUAUCUUCACCAAUUCGAAGAGAAAGUGAUGAGAUAUGGUGACAUGUAGAACCUUCUAUCACUCAAGUGACUGCUGAAAUAGCACAAAAUUUGGAAAACCUCGAAGUAGAAGGUUCAGGUUUUUUUCUCUUUCGCAUUCAUGCCUGUAUCAUGAACAUUGGACGUUUGAUGCCUCAACUGAUUGGAUGUGCCCAGUUUGAGUUACCGCAAGAAUUGAAGCAUAAGUUUCGUUCUCUGUUGUGUGUGGACUUUGGUUUGCAUGAAGAUGAGCAGAACAUGUGUUUUGCCUUCUCUGUAAUAGCUGCACUGCAUCCUGCUACUGGUUAUCGCAGGCGUAGGGCAUCUUCGUACAGACCAUAUAUUUCUGAGUAUGUUUUUCCGAAAACAUUCCCGGUAGCUUUCCCAAAAGAGGUUGAAGCAUUCGAAAAAAAUAAUGGUAUCAGUAUCAAUGUGUACGCCUACGAAAGGGAAGACAAAUCUCUGUACCCCAUCAAGGUUGUCGAUGACGAGCGUGAGAAACAUGUGGAUCUGUUGCUAAUCGACUCUCAUUUUCUGCUUAUCACAAAUUUUAAUGGAUUAUUUCAACCUAGCGGACGGUUUCAUUGCAAGAGGUGUAUGAUGGGCUUCUCAUCAGACAGAAUCCUCAGUGAUCAUUUAAAGAUGUGUUUGCAUCAGAAGGUUGCUAAGACAAUUUACCCUAAGAAGGGAGAGACGGUAGCAUUUGCCGGGGAACAUCUCAUGUCGGAAGUCCCUUUCUACUGUGUAUAUGAUUUUGAAAGUGUUUUGUCACCUUGUUUGGAGGAAACAAACGUGUAUGAGGAUCACUGUCCUUCCUCAUUUUGCCUUUUGGUUAUACGUGCAUCCGACUCACACGUGUUGCAAAAGCAUCUUUUCCGUGGUCCUAAUUGUGUCACAGUAUUUAUGGAGCUGCUGCGGAAAUUGCAUGACGAAAUUUUAGGAUGGAUACAUGCUUUUGCACCUCUAGAAAUGACUGAAGAGAAUGAGCGUCAACAUACAGCAGCCACUCAUUGUAAUAUCUGCAAAGAAUCCUUUGCUAAAAGACAAAAAGUUCGAGACCAUGACCAUGUAAGCGGAGAAUUUCGACAAACACUAUGUCAGACGUGUAACCUGAAACUGAGAGUGCCACCCAAGAUUCCAAUCAUUGCACAUAAUGCUAACUAUGACAUGAGUUUUCUCCUGUCUCAUUUACAUCUGCUUAAGAAGUCAGACAUCAACGUGAUUGCCACCAGCUGUCAAAAAUUUAAAGCAAUUGACAUCGGCUCUUAUCGAUUCUUGGACAGUUUGAGUUUUCUGAACGCAAGCCUUGAAACACUGGUGAAAAAUCUACGUGAUAAAGGUGAAUCCAACUUUCAAUGCCUUCGCCAGUUUUUUCCAAAUGAGGAACACUUUCAGCUGGUUGUUCGUAAGGGGGUCUUCUGUUAUAACUUUGUCACCAGUUUUGAAGCCUAUGAUGAGCCUUCGCUACCACCUCGAGAUAAGUUCUUUAACAUUUUGAAUGGAACCGAAGUAAGUGAACAAGACUACAACCACGCGCAGAAUGUGUAUGAAAAAUUUCGGCUCAAGAGUCUUGGAGAGUAUUCGGACUUAUACCUUCUGACAGACACACUGCUUUUAGCAGAUGUGUUUCAGAACUUUCGAAAGUGGACACUCGAUGUGCACAAGAUUGAACCGUUUCAUUUUGUAUCCCUUCCAGGAUUAAGCAUGUCUUGUGCACUAAAAAUGAGUCAGGUAGAACUAGAACUAAUUAACGACCCCAACGCGUACCUGCUCAUCGAGAAUGGCUUACGAGGAGGUGUCACACAGUGCUCCCUGAGAAAAGCAACUGCGAAUGUGCCAGGAACAGAACAGUUUGAUCCCGAAAAAGAAAAAAAAAUAAUUAACUACAUUGAUGUAAAUGGCCUGUAUGGAGCAGUCAUGAGAGAACCAUUGCCUUACGGAGGAUUUGAGUGGCUCACUGAGGAGGAAAUUGUUAACUUGGAUAUAGCUCAGAUACGAGAUGAUAGCCCUGUGGGUUACUUUCUUGAGGUAGACCUAGUGUAUGACCGAGCAACUCAUGAACGCCACAGAGAUCUUCCCGUUGCCCCUGAAAAAAUGUCCGUUCGUUAUGAGCUAUUGUCAGACUAUCAGAAGGCGCUCAUGAAGAAGUUCAAUCUUCCACAGAAAGCUACCGAAGCAAAACUGUUGCUAACAUUAUUUGAUAAAGAGAGGUACUUUCUCCACUAUCGCAAUUUGCAACUGUAUCUGCAAUUGGGGUUGCGUCUCACUAAAGUUCACAGGGUUCUCAAGUUCAAUCAAAAGCCCUUUCUGCGAUCCUAUGUCGACUUCAAUCACGAACUUCGGAAGCGAGCUACAAACGCAUUUGAGAAACAGCAAUCAAAGCUAAUGAUUAAUAGUGUAUAUGGCAGGACAUGUAUGCAAGUCAGGAAAUUCGUAAAUUGUCGCCUCACAGUAACAGAUGAGCAAGUGUUGAAGCUUCUACGUAAACCAAACUUGAAACAGUUCCGCCCUCUGAGCUCUCACGUCAUCUUGUUCCAAUUUAGUCAGUCUGUUCUUCGCAUGAAGCAACCGCUGUACCUGGGCUUCACAAUAUUGGAAUUGUCUAAGCUGAAGAUGUUUGAUUUUUAUCAUAACCAUCUUCUCCGUGUAGCCCCUGAUACACGACUGCUAUACAUGGACACUGAUUCUUACAUUGUGAUGCUGAGUGACGAUAAAGUACUCCACGAACUAGCUGACGAGCAUCUAGACAACUCUGGAUAUGACCCUGAUCACCCACUCUAUUCGACAAAAAACAGGAUGGUACUAGGAAAGUUUAAAAAUGAGCUUCCUCGUGAUCACAUUCUUGGCUUCUGUUGUCUGAAGCCAAAGCUGUACGCCCUCGAUCUGUGCAGCAAAAAGCAGUACAAUCGCGCUAAGGGUGUUAAACAAUGUGAAGCACAAAAACUCCACUUCUCUAUGUAUACGAAUGCUCUCGAGCAGGGCACAAUGCAUAAAGUUAAACAGAACCUCAUUGUGCACAAGGACAAUGUCAACAAAAGUGUGUCAGUGACAAAAAUAGCCCUCAAUCCACUGGAUACGAAACGCUUCAUUUGUGGUGAUGGAAUUGACACGCUACCUUUUGGCUAUGGUUGAAUUUUUUUAAUGUGUACGGAUUGGUCUCUCUAAUGAAGCGAUGGUGUUGGGGUGUGCACCGUCACGAGGUUUCAUUACAGAGUUGGCAUACGGGAGUAGGAGGGAACUCAUCUGUUAUCACCCCCGCAACAGAUGUUGCCCUUCUAUUCCUGGUCCCACAGAAAAAAAUUGUAAUAAAGAUGUUACAUCCAUAUAGCUAUGGUUUGUCAUAUAUUAGAACAAUGUCAUGUUAGAACCAUGAACUAAAGCUAUUGCAUUAUUCCACAUCUAUGGUUGUCAGUGUGGGAUUACUUACAACUGUGAGUUAGGAGCUAGAGGAUAUUUGUUAGGAGAUGGAAAUAACAACUGACUUUGUCUGCAAGUCACUGUUUGUAAAUGGACCAUCUCAGACGAAUUUGAUUAUAUGUGCGUGAAAUAACCUGUUUUCUAAGAAUUUGAUUAUAAGAGUAUGUGAUAACCAGUUUCUAAUAGCAUGUAUGUAAUCUAUAACAACGUCUUUGUUUGCAAGUCAGUGUUUGCAAAUAGCCUGUCUCAGAUGAGAGUCACUGUUUGUAAAUGAUCCGUGUCAGAAAAUUUUUGAUUAUACAGUCAAACUUCUUUACAACGAAACUCAGGGACAGCAAAAAAAAUUCGCAGUAAAGGUAUUUUCGUUAAAAAGGAUGUCCAUUAUUGGACCUAUAGGGCUCCAGCAGGACCGCAAAAAAAUUGCUGUAGUGGUAUUUUCAUUAAAAAGGUGUUCGCUAUAAAGGAGUUUGACUGUAUGUGUAUGAAAUAACCAGUUUCUAAUAGCAUGUAUGUAAUCAUCAACAAUGUCUUUGUUUGCAAGUCACUGUUUGUAAAUAGCCUAUCUCAGAUGAGAUUUUUUUUUAUUACCAAUGAUUCAUUAUAUAGUGUGCAAAUUAAGUUGACAAAUAAAGCUCUUUUCCUGCAAACUGAAAUUUUAUUGAAUGCUCAUAGUACAC